AUGGUUCAGAUGUACACUAUCGCCGGCCGCCAGAUCGGCUCCCACUACCUGGCCAUGGGCGUCCUCGCGACCCUCUUCGGCGGCGCUUUCUACGGCACCAGCGGCAGCAAGCCCAAGGCCACUGCCACUCCCCCCAUCAACGCAUCCAGCUCCGACGAGGCCGACUUCAUCAAGUGCGUCAUUUCCCCUGGACGAACACCAAUCCCCCAUUUGCUGACGAGGAGACAAAACAGGAAGUUCUUGGACAGCGCGGACAAGGACGAGAAGGCGAAACACUAG
Colletotrichum fioriniae is the source of this 279-nucleotide messenger RNA. Lineage: Eukaryota; Fungi; Ascomycota; Sordariomycetes; Glomerellales; Glomerellaceae. The record is from RefSeq and is a predicted model, not a curated record.